AAAACGGGAAGCUCAAAAAUCUUGUUAAUAGAAGUGCACGUAAGCUGCUGCCCCACACCUUUCCUGAUCACUCAUUCUGCGACACUCCUAGACAAGUGGAUUUAUUUUGGGCCGGAUUAGAAACCAAAAUGGGGUGUUUUUUUUCCAAAAAAUCCAAAAGAAAGUCCGAAGGAAAAGAGGAACCUGCGCCAACGACGACGACUGUCGAAACCACCACAACAAGCAACGCGGUUCCCCUUGGCAACAACACCGAAGAGCCCCAGAAGCAGUACAGCUGGGACAAACGGGAAAAGGUCGACCCUAAGGACUUUAUGCUCACUGGGCUCAAAGAUGUGACUGUUGGGAGGCUACCUGGGAAACUGAAUGGACAACAAUUCGUAAUCCAAGAGUGUGAAAACUGCAACAUCUACGUGUUUGACCACUCCGCCACCAUUACAGUUGAUGACUGUGUGAAUUGUCGUAUCUUUCUUGGACCUGUCAAAGGUAGUGUGUUUUUGCGGGACUGUAAGGACAUCAAGUGUGUGGUGGCCUGUCAGCAGUUUAGAACCAGGGACUGUAAAAAGAUGGAGGUGUUUCUUUGCUGUGCCACUCAGCCCAUAAUUGAGUCCUCCACUGGGAUGAAGUUCAGUUGCUUCCAGUACUACUACCCAGAGCUGGCCUAUCACUUCCAAGAUGCGGGGCUCAGUAUUUUCAACAACAAUUGGAGCAAUAUUCACGACUUCACACCAGUGUCUGGGGAGAAUAAUUGGAGCUUAUUACCAGAGUCUGCAGCAGUUUCGGACUAUGUUCCUUUACCAGAUCCAGAGUCUGAGUUCAAAUCAGUUCGGAUCUUCACUGAACCGGGGCGGAGCAUUGUGCCUCUAACAAAGGGAGGCAGACGAAAAGAAAGUGAUGAGUCCUGUCUAUUUGUGUUUUUUGCUGGGGAGUACACAACUCCAAAUGCACGCAAACUCAUUGAUGAGGCUACGGCAAAAGGUUUUGUGCUCAUCCAGACCAAAGAGGUGUCAAUGCGGCCUGAAGACGUGAAGAGGGUUUUCCAGAGCAAUGCAGAGGAGCUGGUGGAGUGGAUCACCAAAGGUCCAGUCAUUGCAAUGGAGCUCAACGGGGAUGGGGUUGUUGAAGCCUGCAAGAGCAUCGCCAAUGAAGUGUUCAGUAGUACCAAGGUUUUUGUGUCUGAUAACAAAAACACUUCAUCACGGGAUGUGGACAAUUUCUUCAACUUUGCUGACAUGCAGAUGGGACUGUGAGCAACAAGUUUCAACAUGAGCCAAUCAGAUUCCUUGCAGUGUGUUCUAGUUAUUAUAGUGAUAGUAACGAACAUGACAUGUUGAUUUUUAUUAUUUCAGUUCAAUGAUAUGAAGCACACAUAGUAUAAUUUAAAAGACACUGGGUGAAACAGUUAAGCAAUUUAUUUUGCAAUUAUAGUUCAUUGUUGGAAAUUUUAUUACACAAUUUAAACAGAAGUUUGUUUUUCACUUUGUUAACUUACUUUGAAAAGAAUUUUAUUGUACUUUUCUGAAAAUGAUAAUAUAAUUGAUGUGAUGAAUGUUUAAGUAUAUAAAGGUCAUUAUGGGUUUUUUUUUGUUUUGUUGAUGCUUAAAAUGCUUGCAUUCAAAAGGCUGACCAAGAGACAUCUACAUGCUAUAAAUGACCACUCAUUCACUAAGAGUGCUGUAAUAUUUAUUUUCUAUGAAUGUAUUUUUUAUUGUACCUAAUCGUGUAAUUAAUUUAGAAUUUUGCCUGUUUUGUUUAUUAUUUUAAUGUACCAUUGCUGUUUUAACAAUGUCUGACGCAAUCUGCCUGAGGGAAAUGUUUUAUAUUUUUAAAUCAUAUUUUUACUCUUGAUUUAUUUGUAAAUGUUGUUUAGGUAAAUGCCUUUGUGUAUGUGAAUGUAAUGUGCAAGUUCUAAGUUUGUACAUGAGUUGAGUUAGGCCAAAGCUGAAGCCUGUUCAUUGCUGUUUGUUUUAGGAGAUAUGUAAAGUUUUCUAUUUCUUGGUGAUUUACGUAGUAAAUAUAUGUAACACAUUUUUUUUUACAUGUUUGUUUUGUAUAGAACAAAACGGUGUAUGUAUGGUGUAUUGCAUAAAAUACUUUUUAGUAAAAUGGAGUUGUGUCAG
This is a messenger RNA of Periophthalmus magnuspinnatus, 2117 nucleotides long. It is a transcript of the gene rp2, whose product is annotated as RP2 activator of ARL3 GTPase. The transcript has 5 exons. Gene Ontology annotation, molecular function: GTPase activator activity. Lineage: Eukaryota; Metazoa; Chordata; Actinopteri; Gobiiformes; Gobiidae. Gene Ontology annotation, cellular component: periciliary membrane compartment; cilium. Gene Ontology annotation, biological process: post-Golgi vesicle-mediated transport. Bases 129 to 1247 code for a protein of 372 amino acids. The record is from RefSeq and is a predicted model, not a curated record.